AUGCGCGACACAAAGAGUGAGUUCUAUUGUUCGCAACGACUUAUACUCACUAUUUCAUCAGUGAUCCGAUUGUUCUUACUGCUGCUCCCACUUCUUAAAGGAGCGUACGCCAGCGACAUUAAUAUUACUGAUUGCUUCGUCAAAUUCAGAAAUAAUGCGAACCUGACCCUCGAUGCAUCUGGAUUGGUGAAUGGCAAUGGCGGAAAUGUACCGUCAUCAGGCAUCAUGAACGCAGUUGGAUUCACGUACGAGACCUGUCUCUCGCAGUGCGGCUCUGGAACGCAGAAUCCCACCUGGGCAAACAUAUCACAACAGUUCGGCGCCUGGCUAUUACCCUACCUUGCGCUCAUCUCUCAGCUGCCCUUCGGUGCAAGACAUAGAGUUGACAAUCUCAUGUCUGCCAUUCUCAUAGUCGGUUCACCGGUUCUUGCUGGUUACUCGAUGAUUCUCACCAUUCUCAACGCCAACUGGAUCAGUCGUCAAUUCGAUAACCUAUCCUUCCCCAACACUAAAUCCGCCGUCCGUAUCCUUAUAAGCCUUCAACAAAGUCCACUCAGAAUAUCAAAUGAACACUCGCUACUCAGCUCUCUCGUUGUUCUGCCAGACAACGAUGACUGGUGGCCUUACACUGCCGAUUUUCUCGACUACACUCAUACCUGGUCUAUCGCAUCUGUGACAACCAUUGGGUGGGUCAUUGUUGCCUACCUACUGACUGUCGCCAGCUCGUUGUCAGACGUCCCAUCCAAUAUCAAUUCCAACGGUCAAGGGACGGGAUCGGUGUGGUUGUGGCUUAUCCCAAUCGUUAUAGGUUGGCUGCAACUGUCCCCAAAGUGCGAUUACGCACGCGUUAGGAAGGCCAUGGACAACGCAGAUGCAAUGGCAUUUGUAGCCACUGAUGACUCGGAUGGAGUUAUAAAGGCGUCAGAUCUUUCCGAAAAGCGAGCAGUAUCCAUUGAUACCAAUAUAGAAAACCCUUCAUCUCCCGACGAAAUGCUGACUCCGCCCAUCUAUAACUAUGCCAGGGCCAUUUUAUGGUCUCGGUCAGCGGAGGACGUCUUCGAUGCUUUUCGGAUAGCCUCCAACAAUGCCAAAAUACACAAACCGGUCACGAUGGGUGCUACAUGGAAGAAUGUGAACAGGAGGGAUUUUAUUGACCCCAGUAACAGGAAAGGAAACGCGUCCGAAGUCAAUGCUUACUGCAGACUUCCUCGAUACCCAGGACGGAGCCCCUGGGCGACAGGGAUGUUCUCUCGUAUGUUCGUGGCCUCACUGCUGCCCCUAGCUUUGCAAUGGGCGACAACUGGAGCUGCGGUACUAGUUGUGUAUUUUACUCCGACUGUGGGCCUUGGUUGUAGAUCUCUCGGUUACCUCAUCUAUGGCGCACUUGCAACAAUAAUAUGGGCGAUGCUUGUUAUGUCGAGCAUCUUGUCGCACUACGCAUCCUCAUACUCAGACAGACCCAGGAGUCCGUUCUCAUCCGUCGCUGUCCGCCUCGUAAAGGCAGUAUCGAACCUUUUGAGAUGGGGAGGGAAAUUGGUGGCAAUCGUCAAUGCAAUCUGGAUAAUUGCGGCGGGGAUGCUGCAGUUUACAAGUGUCUAUGAUAAUUGUUACUGCAACUCGAGUGUGUUGGGGAGAGGGGCUCAAUAUGCAUAUGACAUUAUCGUGUUCGAUAGUUUAGACUUGAGUCAAACCAAAGCUGCUUGGUUCGGAGCACUGGCUUUGGCUGGGUCUACCUCUUUGGGAUUCAUUUUUUACAUGAGUUUAUUAACCGAUCUUGUACCUAUAUGA
Molecule: messenger RNA, 1788 nt
Organism: Suillus subaureus
Lineage: Eukaryota; Fungi; Basidiomycota; Agaricomycetes; Boletales; Suillaceae
Exons: 2
Coding region: 1-1788 (595 amino acids)
Source: RefSeq, a predicted model, not a curated record